Oppia nitens is the source of this 1582-nucleotide messenger RNA. RefSeq lists its product as uncharacterized. The record is from RefSeq and is a predicted model, not a curated record. The coding region runs from base 257 to 1582 and encodes 441 amino acids. NCBI's taxonomy places the organism in Eukaryota, Metazoa, Arthropoda, Arachnida, Sarcoptiformes, Oppiidae. The transcript has 4 exons.
GUUUGCCGCCAAAGUCCAGUCUAUGGCUGAUUUCACCCGAAAAAAGCCGUUUCGAUAAUCGGGAAAAAGUCUCAGUCUAUUGCAAAUCGGAUGAGUUUCCCCAACACGAACAAACCCGACAGUGUCUGAACGGCCAGUGGACAGGCAGUCCGUUUCGGUGCGGCGAACAUUUGGACGCACAGGUAGUACACAUGGAUGUCUACGAUUGUCAAUCGCCCGGCAAUCGUCAGCUACUGUCCCAACCGGUUAACACAACAUGGGAUACACCACCGAGCAUCCGAUCCGACGUAAUUCAUACCAUUCCCAACGGGUACCGUUAGACAUACAGAUAUCCGUACGGGAAUCCCGUUGUUAUACAUGGCGUAUCCGAUUUGAUCAACCCGUAAGCAUAGCCUAYCURUUGUUGGACGUAUGGUUUCCAUUGAAUAACCAGACCCGACCUACCAGUGCCAAUCAGUCCAUACCUACUGUGGUACCGGUAGUCAGCAAACAGCGUCAAUGUAGUCUACAGAAAACGAAACGCCAAGUACUCGGACCAUCCGAUAUGGCUAUUGGUUACUAUUAUUAUUGUGAUCUCAACCCGGGUGUCGACCCUAAACAGGAACAACCAGACAAUCAGCUAACUGUCCACAUAAAUACCAGUGUAGCGCAUGAGCUGGGUUUGGAUGCCGUUUUCCUCGGCACCGUAUAUACAUCCAAAUUGCCAGGCGGUAAACUAGUCCGACCCGAUUGCGGACAAUUUGAAGUCCAAAAUCUGGGUGUCGAUGCCAACACUGAACAAGGCUAUGCAUUUAUAUCGUGUAACGAUUCGUUUAUCGAUUUGAAYSAURRGGACAGGGAUGCAACAAUGAUAAGCCAACUGAGCGGUAAUAUUAAACAUAGAUUUACGUGUUCAGCAAAUGGCCAAUGGACUGGCCAGUGGCCGAUUUGUAAGCCGAAAAUUGUUUGCCCGAAACCGGAAAUUACCGACAACUUGGACUCAUCGGUAGUAAUUGAAGAAAUAGGUAACGCCUACUAUCUGAACAAAACCCACUGGUACGCCAUCAAUGAUACCUGGGUCAGGUAUGUAUGUGCCCGUGAGGACGAUAUUAUGCCCGGCCGAAAUAUUAGGCUAUGCCUGAAAACUGGCCACUGGUCGGGCAAACAACCGUUUUGUACCAAUACAAGUCUAUCCGGGUUUGCCAUAUCUGGUAUAUUGUUUGCCGUACUCGUCGUAUUCAUUGUAAUAGUUGUAAUCGUAUUCCGGAUUUAUUCUAAGCGCGUGCGACGCGAACUACGCGAAACACGCGCCGAAAUUAACGAUAGCCAACGUAAGCAUCGUUACAGCGAAGAGUUCUACGCAGAUGCCGGCGGCGGCGUCGGCGGCGGCGAUCUCUACUACGAUUCGUGUGGCGGACCUCUAGACGGUAGCGGUCAGUGCGGCCGCAAAUCAAUGGCCUACGAAUCGGUCGAUUAUGAAACAGUUGGCGGAGGCGACGGUGGCGGUGGCCGUCAGCCCCGAUAUAUGGCCGGACCCGAAGUUGUCCGAUGGAGUGCCAAACAGCCCGAGUAUUUGGAUAUGUUUUCGCCGUUAAAUAAAUAG